AUGACUACUCAGACUAAGGAUUUGAGUGACUUUUGUCUAUCCUUCCCCAAACCUAUAGAUGAACUACAUCCAGAUGAACUCGUAAAGAAGAUCAGCCAACGCAUUCCUCGCUCAUUGCCUGCUUGUGACAAUUACUACCAUGCACCUGCACCAACAAAUUCAAACACAACUCCAGAGAAGGAGGAUCCUAUCGUAAAGGAACUUCUGAAGUUGUAUCCUCACAAAUCAGGUGUGGUUACGUAUAGGGUUGACCACCACGAAGAAAAUGAAAUCGUGGUGUAUUCCGGCAAAUUGCAAGAAUUGUUGUAUUUACUUCUUGAGGAGAAACAUCUUGAUGAUAACAUCCGGAUUUCAAUUGAAUCUUCCUUGUUUGACUUGACCUGUUAUUUACCUAAUCCCCAGGUUGAAGAGCAACCAGAGGAACCAGAGGAGAUACCUAAAUUAACCAGGAAACAGAAACUUCGAAAACAAUAUUUGUUAAAACCAAACGAUGCAGUAUCCCACUUGUCGUAUCCUAAUAACUACCGGUCGAAAAUCGUCAUUGACAAUUAUGAAUAUUUACUUAAAUUUUCAUCCACCUAUUUUAAUCUUUCCCUUGCAUCCCACAUCACCAAAUUCAUGGUUGAGUUGAUUUACAGCUUGAAUUACUGGGAAGUAGUCCAUUUAGUUUAUAUGAACCCGGACAUAACUUACUUUUUAAAGUUGAUUGAUUUUGAAAUUAUCGAAACUUCAUUUGGGCCUUUGAUUAAACCCCCUGAAAAUUAUUUAUGUGAUGACAUGUUACAGGGAUUACAAUAUCCUUUCCCAUAUCCAUUUUACAACUAUUCCUAUCAUUCAUUUGACUCGAGAAUUGAGCAGAACAAGUUUGAUUCUGUCAAGAUUAAUCCAUACUUGGGUAUUAGUUUGAAGCAACAGGAUAUGGAACCACCAAAGAAGAAGAAGAAGCGUGGAAGAAAACCAAAGUUGAGAUUAGAAACUGAAGACAUUGAGGAACCAGUUGAUGAAGAAGCCGUAAGUCCCAAGCAUCAAGAUUCUCCAGACUAUGAGGAACCACAAACAUUUGAAGUUGAAAGAGAUGAUGAUAAAGAUUUGAGCACGACUGAAGAAAUUCAAUCUGUCAAGGAAGAAACUACUUCGAUUAAACAAGAGCCACAACAAGAAUAUUAUGAUACACCUACUUUACCGGGUCAAGUUCAGCAAAUGCCACAUCCACAACAGGAACAAAAUGUUCCCCCACCACCACCACCACCUCCUCCCCCUCCUCCUCCACAAGUAUAUGGGCCUCCUCCUUCUUUGGCAAUGUAUGCCAUGAGUCGACCCAUGCAACCUCAUGAACAAUAUCUGUACUAUCAAUAUCAACAACAGGAUCCCCAACAAGGUACAUCUCCUAGAGAAUUACCUAUACCACGUGUAUCUCCGGAUAACCAGGGCCAACAACAGCAGCAGCAACAACAACAGCAACAACAACAACAGCAACAACAACAACAGCAACAACAACAACAACAGCAACAACAGCAGCAGCAACAACAACAACAACAGCAACAACAGCAGCAGCAACAACAACAACAUUCUCUUCCUUCUAUCCAAGUGCAACCUGAAUAUCAACCGGUUUUGAUCAAUCAACGGUAUGAAUAUCGUCCUGGAGAGGUGUUACCUCCAAUAAAUAAACUAACUGAACCCCGUCAAAUACAAGAUCAACAGCUGCAACAAUCACAACAAAUGCCUAUGUUUCCAUUUCAAAACCAAUUGAAAUUCAUUCCCCAAUCACCCAACCGUGCUCAAUCCAGUGGUGGCCCACUUGCGAUCAAUACCAGUUCUAUUUCGCCUACCAUUGACUCUCCUCAAUCUGGAUUGCUUGGUUCUCCUCGUGUAGAUGGAGAUUCAAGCAUGCAUCAAAUGAUGGAUCAAUCAUAUAUGAUGGAUGAUAAGGGCAAAAAGAAGCCUGGGGUAAUUCAUCAGUGUCAUUUGACCGAUCCCACCACCAUGUCGAAAUGUCUCAAGAUUUUCUAUGGAAAGAAUGAAUUGUUGAGACAUCAGGAAUUUGUUCAUGCGACGAAAAAGAAGAUAUACAAAUGUAUUUACUGUUCAAGAAACGGGGCAAAAGUGCAAAGCUAUCCUCGUCAUGAUUCAUUGGCUAGACAUAUCAGGAGAAAACAUGGGGUCACUGGAAAGGAAAAUAAAAUGGCGGUGAAUUAUGCCAAGGAAAAUGUCGAGAUUAUUGAUGAAUCGAACCAAUUGGUGACCCAGCCUCAUAAUUUUGUUGAGCCUUUGCCACAUCCUGGAUUUUUGAAUCAGGAUUACCUGGUUAAGGAUACAGGUGGGUUUUGGCUGUUCAGAAGUAAAGGUCAGGGUGAAGGUGGAUAUGAACAGCAGCAGCAACUGUCGUCACCGAACCAGCAACAGCAGCAGGCGAUUCUGCCAGAAAUUCAACAAGGACCUCAGCAAGGACCAAUUAUAUCAUUACCUCCAUUGGGAGCCAGAGACGAUGGACAAUAUCAAGGACAACCGCAACAGCAAUCUUCAAUGCCAAUGUAUAUGCCAGUGCAAGCUACUUUAAUAGGUGUUCCUGAAUACCGACCCAAUGCACAGGCACAAGCACAAGCACAAGUACUGCCACAGGUUGAACAACAGCCUACACAGCAACAACAAUCACAGCCUAAUCCAACGAGUGGACGAACUACCACGGUACUUCCACUGAUGCAUGAAUUGGAUAGUAGUCAUUCCUUUGGUAUCCACAGUAGACCAUUUGCAGAUUCGGAUCAACAUAAAUCAGGAAGUUGAACUGAAUACUGUUACUUACGUUUAUAUUUAGUAGCAUAUAUAAUAUAUUAAACUAAUUCCAUGUGUAGAUUGCUCGUAUCGCCUUU
This is a messenger RNA of Spathaspora passalidarum NRRL Y-27907, 2867 nucleotides long. RefSeq lists its product as uncharacterized. NCBI's taxonomy places the organism in Eukaryota, Fungi, Ascomycota, Pichiomycetes, Serinales, Debaryomycetaceae. The coding region runs from base 1 to 2781 and encodes 926 amino acids. The transcript has 3 exons. The record is from RefSeq and is a predicted model, not a curated record.